AUGGCAACAUGUUUCGAAACUUGUUUGGAUGCUGUGAUCCCAAACGCACCAAAUUUGCAGCACAUCUGCUUGCAAACAGGUCGCAAGCAUUAUAUUGGUCCAUUUGAAAUGUGGGGAAAAUUUGAGCCUCAUGAGCCUCCGUUUCAUGAGGACCUCCCAAGGCCCAACGUGCCCUGCUUUUACUAUACGUUGGAGGACAUUUUGUUUGAAGAAGUGAAGAAGAAGGAGGGGUUGACAUGGUCAGUGCACAGGCCUAGUGUGAUUUUCGGGUUUUCGCUGUAUAGCUUGGUGAACAUAGUGGGGACUUUUUGCGUUUAUGCCUCGAUUUGUAAGCACGAGGGGAAGAAGAUACUGACGUUUCCUGGGAGCAGAGGAUUUUGGAACGGGUCUGGGAUGCCUCAGAUGCUGAUCUGA
This is a messenger RNA of Prunus armeniaca (apricot), 414 nucleotides long. NCBI's taxonomy places the organism in Eukaryota, Viridiplantae, Streptophyta, Magnoliopsida, Rosales, Rosaceae. The record is from the annotation of a GenBank genome assembly.